UCCAAUGGCGGCCCCUACGCCAAUGGCCCUGGUUACCUUUUCUCUGCCUCCUAUCUUCUUUCAUCCCUCUGUCUGUGUCCUUCUUUGCAAUGUUAUAAAGGCAAGAAGAUACUAACCAACAACCAAAGCCUGAUAUGAAGCAAAUUAAGCCAAAGGCUGCUCUGAACUCCAAAGACAUCACACACACACAUAUAUAAAUAUAGUGAAUUUUUUUCAAGGCCUCCAACACAUGAUGAUGGAAGAGUUUAAGAUUCUUUUUGUCUUUCUCAUGACUUUGCUACUUGUGCUCAAGGUCACAAUCUCGCUCUGGUGGAGACCAAGGAAAAUUGAGGGCCAUUUCUCCAACCAAGGAAUCAGAGGACCCCCUUAUCGUUUCUUCAUUGGGAAUGUGAAAGAACUCGUGGGAAUGAUGAUGAAAGCUUCCGAAAAACCCAUGCCUUUCUCUCACAACAUUCUCCCAAGAGUGCUUUCUUUCUACCACCACUGGAAGAAAAUUUACGGUGCAACAUUCCUUGUAUGGUUUGGACCCACUGUUCGAGUCACCAUCUCUGAUCCAGACCUCAUCCGGGAAAUCUUCACCUCCAAGUCAGAAUUAUAUGAGAAAAACGAAUCUCCCCCACUUGUGAAGCAGCUUGAAGGUGAUGGACUCCUUAGCCUCAAAGGAGAAAAAUGGGCUCACCACAGAAAAAUCAUCUCUCCCACCUUUCAUAUGGAAAACCUCAAAAUGUUGAUACCGAUUAUGGCAACAAGCGUGGUUGAGAUGUUGGAGAAGUGGAAGGCAAUGGCAGAGGAGAAGGGUGAGGUGGAAAUCGAAGUUUCGGAGUGUUUUCAAACCUUAACAGAAGAUGUCAUUACUAGGACAGCGUUUGGGAGCAGCUACGAAGAUGGCAAAGCCGUUUUUCGGUUACAAGCCCAACAAAUGGUCCUAGCAGCUGAUGCCUUCCAGAAAGUGUUCAUUCCAGGUUAUAGAUUCUUCCCCACGAGGAGGAAUAUAAAUUCUUGGAAACUGGACAAGGAAAUCAAGAAAUCGUUGGUGAAGAUCAUCGAACGACGAAGAAAAGAGAAUGCGUGUGGGAAAGAAGAAACAAAAAGGCCAACGGAUUUGCUGGGGCUCAUGAUUUGGGCUUCCAACAACAACAACAACACCACCUCCAAUGUGAACGUAACGGUGGAUGACAUAGUGGAAGAGUGCAAAACCUUUUUCUUCGCAGGCAAACACACCACUUCGAAUUUGCUAACGUGGACCACGAUCCUGCUCGCGAUGCAUCCGCAGUGGCAGAUACGGGCACGUGAGGAGCUCGUGAGUGUGUGCGGUGCACGUCACAUCCCCACCAAGGAGGAUCUUGCCAAGCUUAAGACACUGAGCAUGAUCGUGAACGAGUCUCUGAGGCUCUACCCUCCCACAAUCGCGACCAUUAGAAGAACAAAAGCCGACGUGGAGCUAGGGCCGUACAAGAUCCCGUGCGGGACGGAGCUCCUGAUCCCCAUCCUGGCCGUGCACCACGACCAGGCCACGUGGGGCAGCAACGCGACCGAGUUCAACCCGGGUCGCUUCUCGAACGGCGUGUCCCGCGCCGCGCGCCUCCCUUUCGCCUUCAUCCCCUUCGGCCUCGGCGCCCGCACCUGCAUCGGCCAGAACCUCGCACUUCUCCAGACCAAACUCACCCUCGCCGUCAUGGUUCGAGGUUUCAACUUCAGGCUGGCGCCGACUUAUCAACACGCGCCAACGGUUCUCAUGCUGCUCUACCCUCAAUAUGGUGCACCAAUCCGUUUCCAACCAAUACCCGCACCCACUGUGAAUUGUUACUGAUUAUUAUGCUUGCGUGUUUAUGUAGAUUAAGUGUAUAUUGGCUUGGGUUAAGGGAUCGGAAUCCCGCUCUUGGCUUUGCCUUGAGAGUUUAAGGAAAACAUAGUAGUAUGUAUGUAUUAGGUUUUAUAUCGAGAGUUUGCAUGAGUUUUUUAAAAGUUUAUAAGAUUGCCAAAAGUUAUAGGCAUACAUGGUUUUUAUGUGUCUUCAACUCAAUGUGUUAAAUAACUACUAAAAAGCCAUCA
Messenger RNA from Glycine soja, 2052 nucleotides. RefSeq names its product cytochrome P450 734A1-like. The record is from RefSeq and is a predicted model, not a curated record. Gene Ontology annotation, biological process: brassinosteroid homeostasis; brassinosteroid metabolic process. Gene Ontology annotation, molecular function: heme binding; iron ion binding; oxidoreductase activity, acting on paired donors, with incorporation or reduction of molecular oxygen. Lineage: Eukaryota; Viridiplantae; Streptophyta; Magnoliopsida; Fabales; Fabaceae. Bases 230 to 1810 code for a protein of 526 amino acids. The transcript is spliced from 5 exons.